AUGAGCCGCUUGCCACGCUCUGGCCCUUUUAAUUCAGUGACUGCUCGAAAAUACGCAGCAUCACAAGUGGCAGAUGCCCUGCAUUUGCAAAUGCAGGGCCCCAAGGUCCCUCUGCCACCGAUCUCACAGGGCAGCCUCAGUCUCAGGGAGCCAGUGCGCACAGCACGGCAGGCUACAGCCACGGCUACAGCCACUGCCGAACCGAUCCUCCAUAGCAAGCCCCAGGCAAAGCGCUCCAAUGGGGCGGCAGGUCUUCUUUCGAUGCUGGCCAUAGCUAUGGCAACCCUGGUCACUCGGUGGUUCCAGCCCUCGAAGAGAAGUUUAUCUCGGAUGAAUCGAGCUCGGAUGGCCCGGCGUUUUUUGAGUUAUCAGUGGGAGGAAGCCGGGAAGGAUGGACGAGAGAUCCGCCUAUACGUCCCCGUGGACGAGACGGUCAAGGAGAAGCACGUAGAGAUCGAGCUGACCGAGAGCAAGCUCAGAGUUGGGUUGAAGUUGCGAGGGCAAGUGAUAGAUUCCGAUCUUUAUGACAUGGUGAACCCGCAUGAAAGUCAUUGGUUCAUCGACCAGCAUGAAGGGCGCAGAUGUGUGGCAGUUACGCUUAUGAAGAAAAACAUGUGGAAGCGGUGGGAUUUCCUCACAUCGAGUGAAGCCGCCUGCUUACGAGUCCUUGGCUGCGUCAAGACAUUGCUUGCAUUUGGUUGUCUGGUUAUGUUUGUUCAAAAGCAGCUACUGGUUCGAGCCAUCUAG
Messenger RNA from Symbiodinium pilosum, 747 nucleotides. NCBI's taxonomy places the organism in Eukaryota, Dinophyceae, Suessiales, Symbiodiniaceae. The record is from the annotation of a GenBank genome assembly.